AUGGAUGCUCUAACCAUCGGUAGCGCACUCAUUUCCCAGUCAAGUCUUAGCGAGGCCAACCACAUUGCCAAGGAACAUCCGAGAGAAAUUUCCUGCUUACGACCAACUGCACUCACUGGCGUUCCGAUUUCGAAUUCCAACGAUCAAAUCACAACCCCUGCACGUUUCUUGAUUAUGCAAAAAGCCGCCAUGAAAUGGUUUAGAACGUACGUACACGAAGGCAACAUAGCAGGUCUACUUUUCAAAUCUUUCCAGUUAUACGAAAUGCUUAACGCUGGUAUCACCUGCAUUAGUUAUUUUCUUCGUUACCAUUGGCAAAAUGCUCUUGAAGGAGCCAAUGUGCACAGAGAAAAAUAUUAG
Dovyalis caffra is the source of this 360-nucleotide messenger RNA. NCBI's taxonomy places the organism in Eukaryota, Viridiplantae, Streptophyta, Magnoliopsida, Malpighiales, Salicaceae. The record is from the annotation of a GenBank genome assembly.